GCUUUCAGAAAUAAUUUAUUUUCCAAGCAACAUUUUUGGAUUAUCAUGUCCAAUACCAGCUGUCUGGAUGCACUGAACAGACCACUUCUACGAAAGAGCAAUGUCCUCUUUCUCAGACAAACUCCGUUUUUCAAAGAAUAUGAGCAGUCAAGGGACAGCUCGCUGGCUAUAACAAACUACAGUUAUCUUCAG
Messenger RNA from Candidula unifasciata, 192 nucleotides. The record is from the annotation of a GenBank genome assembly. Lineage: Eukaryota; Metazoa; Mollusca; Gastropoda; Stylommatophora; Geomitridae.